CGCCCGACUCGUACGUUAACGACGUUCACGCGCGAUACGUGACGACCGUACACACACUCGCGAUACGUUCACGGUGUACCCCGGGUUCGACGUGCCGAAAGUCGAUCGCAAUUUUCAUACUCAGGCCGCCGACGGACUCGCCGUUUCCCCUCCUAAAAUCAACCCCGCCACCAUCCUUACCACCAUUAUACAUUCCCGGGGAGUGCGGUGAUAAUAGGUACGCGGUCUCGUCGUUUACGCGAUCUGCGGCCGCAGUGAUCUAAACCGCACUCCGGCCCCGGACACGCAGCAGGCCGAUCGUGCCGCGAACGCGGGACGAUCUAUCGCCGGAACGACGGGACGACCGGCAUACGGCCCCGAUACGACGUGCGAGACUCGUCGGCGUGCACGCGCUUUCGACGCGUCCGUGGUCAAUUAACCACCACCAUCGCCGCCGCCACCACCCCACCCGUUUGCGCGCGACGUUCUGUGACUCACGUUUAUCCUCCUUCCGUGCGCGACCGACGACGACGACAACCACCACGACACAAUCAAUAACCUUAUCACACACUUACGCUCUGGUCGCGCGUUCACGCGUAUGACGUGCUCGCUGCCCGUUUCACCGUUCGCUUCUCGUGCUAUUCGGCCGACGGCUAUCGUAACCGCUCCUGUUCCGACUUCUGCCGAUCCGGAAACUUUCGCACCGCCGACGACCGCGACUAUAACAACAACAUCAUCGUUAUCGUCGACAACAGCUGCACCACCACCAUUAGCAAUCGUCGUUUUGCCGUUGAAUUUAAUGUCUGGAAAAUAUAAAUCCUUCAGUUUCGCGAGAUUUCAGAAUCUGUGGAUCCAUAUUUUGAAAAGCUAUGAUAGGCUUGAAACUGGACAAUGAUGACUUAUCAAAGCUUUUUCCCAAAUGUCGUCCAGCUACUGUGCGAUCUACAGACUUAAAUCUAAAUCCCCUCUGUGACGACGACACGGAUCAUGAUAUGGACUUAACUCAGCCAAAUGAACGACAAAGAAAUAGGUGUGAUAAUGUACAUGGAAAUGGAACAAGAAAACGUAGUAUCCGUGGGAUAAGAAAAUUUCGAAGUCGUAGAAGAAGUGAUAGUGAUGCUAGUCAAGAUUCAUCUUUAGAAACCAGUAUUGAAGACGAUGAGGAAGAAAUUAAUGAAAACAUGGAUGAAGAUGAAGAUGAUGAAUCUGAUAUAAAAAAUGUGUCUAGUGAAUCAAGUGUCAUGUGUAAUGUAGAUAUUGAGGCCUCCAACAGAACAAGAAACUCAAACAAAGUUAACUUAACAUCACAACAAUCUACUUAUAAAUUGAGAGAUUCCAGAAUAAUAGAAAUAGCAGGUGGUCGAGAAGUUUAUAGUCAAAGCCGUAGUAAACCCGGGCGAAAAACUCGACAAUUACCUUUACCUACAGAAGUUGACUGGAUCAAAUCACCUGGUCGGAUAUGGGAACUACGCAAUAGAGGACUAGAUGUUCCAAGUACUGAAUCUUCAAGAGAAAUUUCGGAAACAGUGUUUUCUUCUGAUGUUAAAUCUACAAAACAUCAACGGCCAUUAUCUUUAGAAUUAGAUGAUCCAGUUUUAUUUGAUGAUGUACAUAAUGAUGUAUGGGAUAAAGUUCAACAUGAUACUUCAAUAAGCCAUUAUGGAAUGCAUCAUAAUAAAAAUUUGUAUCAAGCUAUUGAUUCCUGUCAACACCAUAUAAAUUAUAAAACUAGUCAAAAUGGAGGUAUAAAUUUAAUUGGAAAUAGUAAUCGAUCUGAAAUAUCGAGCACUGACAACACUGAUGGAUUAGUUAGAUCUCAAAGUGAAGUUCAAACUAAUGAUUUUAAUGGAUCACCAAAACAGUACAGGGAAGAAGAACAAUCAAUGCCAUCUUUAUUAUCAUCUCCUACACUUUAUAUGCCUCGGCCGGGAUUUCCUCAAAGAGUGGUUCAAGAUGAUUCUAGGUCUUCCAGCCCUUCUCCAACUAUGAAUUUUGAUUAUUUGUAUGAGUUUUCAGAAACUAGAAAAGUGUUAGAAGAAUUUUUCAAGUCUGGCGCUGAAAAUCAGGACUCUCAACAAUUACAAUUCCAAGAUUUGGAGUAUGAAUUGAGAAGACGAAUACCAGUGUCUGAACAAGGUAAUACUUAUAUUGGUAUGCGUUUAUCUAAUGAAGAUUUACACAAAAGUUCACAGUUGUCUCCACACAAACAUGAUUCUUCAUCAGAUGGAUCUCGAUGUUUAGCUGGAGUUCAUCAAAGCUGUGUUGGAAGAUAUAGUCGCAAUGUAACUUUAUCACCUGAAGUAACUGACUGUGAAGAUGUUGGUAUGGGUAGUGAUGGAGAGUCAUCUUCUAUGGUAGAUGGUCAACAUCUUAUUCCAAUAUGUGGUGUAACAUCUAUCACCAUGCCAGUUUUAGAAGAUGGAUUGUCCAGUGGUCACACAAGUGAUACAGACAACAAUAAUCCAACUGUAUUGUUAAUGAAAAGGCAAAUUAGUGAGAUUGAAAGAGAAAUAAUAGAACGUACAACUAGGCCCAGUAAAUGUGAUAACAAUGACACUAAUACAAGUGAAAUGCAUUCCAAUUGCCAAGAAACUGGAAUACAAUUAUUGGAUUCUUUAGUAAGAUCUGAUGAGAGUAGAACACCUCCACCACCAGCACCAACAGCACAUCGUAGUGUUAAUGAAUCUGCUGAUAUGGUUGAGGCUGCUAUUCAUGAAAUAAGAUCUAGUCUUAGACAAACAAAACCCUUAAAAACUACCAAUGUUGAUGAUGACAUAUCACCGGGUUGUAGUCCAAGCAAAGAUAGUACUAACUCUAAUACUGCCAAAACUGAAGAUUUGCCCAUUUGGGUACCAAGACAUAGAGGAGUUGGUUCUGGACCUAGUGGUGAUGAAGAAGAAGCAGAUACAGACUUAGAAACUGAUAGACUUUUAGGACAACAAAGAACUGAUGACACUGGAUUUUUUGAUGAAAAAGCUGACUGGAAGAAGUCAAAAACACGGUCUUUGUUACCGUUUAGUUUGACAUCAUCAUCAAGCAAUACGUCCUCGCAUCCUGCACCCGUAGAACCGGCUGCUAAUAUUGAAAAACCAUUCAUCGUACCCCAAACCCUUAACCCUGCAAAAAAGGAAAAAGAUGGAACUAAAAAGAAAUCUCGCAAUAAAGAAGUUAUGAUUCACGAACCUGCAGUGUUAAUUGAAGGUGUUCUAUUCCGAGCACGCUACUUGGGUUCUACACAGUUGGCUUGUGAAGGACAACCUACUAAGAGCACGAGAAUGAUGCAAGCUGAAGAAGCAGUAUCUAGAAUAAAAGCUUUGGCUCCAGAUGGUGAAACUCAACCAAGUACAGAAGUAGAUCUUUUUAUUUCGACUGAAAAAAUAAUGGUUCUCAAUACUGAUUUGAAAGAAAUCAUGAUGGACCAUGCCCUUAGGACCAUUUCUUAUAUAGCUGAUAUUGGUGAACUGGUUGUAUUAAUGGCUCGAAGACGUUGUUUCCUCACACAUCAAUCAUCUGAAUCCACCACAGAAACUGCAUUAGUGUCUUCUAGUGUGAAUGGCAUUGAUAAAUCAGCUAAUAAUAGAACCCCCAAGAUGAUAUGCCAUGUUUUUGAGAGUGAUGAAGCUCAGUUCAUUGCUCAAUCUAUUGGUCAAGCCUUUCAAGUGGCGUAUAUGGAAUUCUUAAAAGCAAAUGGCAUAGAGGAUCAUAGUUUUGUUAAAGAAAUGGACUAUCAAGAAGUAUUGAACUCACAAGAGAUAUUUGGAGAUGAAUUACAAAUGUUUGCAAAGAAAGAAUUGCAAAAGGAAGUUGUAGUACCAAAGUCUAAAGGAGAAAUACUUGGUGUUGUGAUAGUCGAGUCAGGUUGGGGUUCCAUGCUACCUACUGUUGUAAUUGCAAACUUAGCUCCAGCAGGAGCAGCUGCACGCUGUGGACAACUGAACAUUGGUGAUCAAAUCAUUGCUAUUAAUGGUGUUUCACUCGUAGGUCUGCCAUUGUCUACAUGUCAAAAUUAUAUAAAAAAUUCUAAACCUCAAACAGUGAUUAAGUUAACCGUUGUUCCAUGUGCUCCAGUAGUUGAGGUAAAAAUAAAAAGACCAGACACAAAAUACCAACUUGGUUUUAGUGUUCAAAAUGGUGUGAUAUGCAGUUUACUUCGUGGUGGAAUCGCAGAACGUGGUGGAGUGAGAGUUGGCCAUAGAAUUAUUGAAAUUAAUAAUCAAAGCGUAGUAGCUGUACCACAUGAAAAAAUUGUAAAUUUACUAGCAACGUCAGUAGGAGAAAUUUUGAUGAAAACAAUGCCAACAUCUAUGUUUCGUCUCCUGACUGGUCAAGAGACACCUGUGUUUAUCUAGUCAUUAGACACAAAUAAUCUAAAUAUUAUUUUAAAGUGUAAAAUAUUUACCAAUUUGAAUUUAUAAGGUUUUAACCUUGAACAACCAUGAAGGAUAAAUGAUAUUUUUGGGACGUUAGCAGUGUUAAUCAUCACAACGUAUGAAUACACUGCAAUCUCAGUGGACUGUGGAUAUCCUGCCUGGCAAAUUUGUGGACUAGUAAAUGGUUAUUUUGCACAAUAUCUGUGGGCAUCUUUUCCUCAUCAUUCCCUUCAUUAAUGUAAAAAUUGAGUACAAUGAGUAAGUGGGGGGAGGAAUUAAUAAAAUCUGGAAAUACUAAUUUUCCGAAUAUUUUCUUAAUUUUAAAAUUUAUAGUUUUUUUUUUUUAUUAUUGUUUUGAUUGUCUUGAUUCAACAACUUAGAUUAUAUUUAAGACAAUUUAAACAAUAAUUGCAUACACAUUUAAAACACAAUUUAUCAAAUAUUGCCAUAUCACAAACAUUUAUAUUAUUGUACUUUACAUGUAAAUGUUUUUCUAAGUCUAAUCAACCUAUUUAAGACCCUACUUUUUUUUUUAAUGUUUUGUUUUUUUUCUAUAUUUUUUUAAAAGUUGUUAUUGUUAUUUUAUUUUUAUUUGUGAUAAUUACUUUAUUUGCUAAUGUAUAUUAUGUUGCUGUAGCAUUGUAUUAAUUUAUACUUUGAACCGACAACAUUGUAAACAUAACAUUGUUGUCAUUUGAACAACUCAAAUGUACGUAUCAUACAUAAAACUCGUCUAAUGACA
Sipha flava (yellow sugarcane aphid) is the source of this 5091-nucleotide messenger RNA. RefSeq lists its product as uncharacterized. The record is from RefSeq and is a predicted model, not a curated record. Gene Ontology annotation, biological process: chemical synaptic transmission. Gene Ontology annotation, cellular component: plasma membrane; dendritic spine; cytoplasm. The transcript is spliced from 24 exons. Bases 849 to 4328 code for a protein of 1159 amino acids. Gene Ontology annotation, molecular function: protein binding. Lineage: Eukaryota; Metazoa; Arthropoda; Insecta; Hemiptera; Aphididae.